AUGACGGUGACUGGUAUGAAGAAGAUGGAUCGUUGGAGUUCUGGAGACGCGACGGCGACGGCGAUGGUGAUGGCGAGUGGUGAUGGAACGAGGGCACCACGUCGCGCAUCGUUGUGGCUCCGUGCUGGCUUUCUCCUCCUCGGCAUCGGCCUGCUGUAUCCAUGGAAUGCGGUGGUCAACUCGGCAGGGUACUUUCGAGCCAAGUUUGCCGACGAGGACGUAGCGUUUAAGCUGUCUGUGGCGUUUAUGGUGCCGAAUCUUGUGGCGCUUGGCGGGAUGGUGUUUGGAUCGGCGUAUGUGAAGCUCUCUGUUAGGUUGCUUGUCGGCUUUGGGGCAUAUGUGGUGCUGGUGGCGAUUCUUCCACUGCUGCCUGCGCUGUGGAUGGUGCUCGCCGACGUGGCAGUGCUCGGGCUGCUGGAUGCUGUUGUCCAGGGCUCGGUCUUUGCGCUUGGGGCGAUGACGGGCCCAGAGUUGAUGGAGGCGGUGAUGUCUGGGGUCGGGCUUGCAGGGCUUGUGGUGACGAUGCUGUACAUGGUGGCGCUGUGGAUUGCAAGUGCGAUGGGGACCGACGCCGAGUCGCUGGCGGCGAGCCUGUUUUUCUCGACGUCCGCCAUGGUGCUGGCAGCAUGCGUGGCGGUGACCGGGCGGGCGACGCGACGUGCGGCGGCGCUGCGGCUGGCCAACUCGGGCGGAUCGGCGCCGGUGGCCGGACACGGUGGGCUGAGUGCGAUGCCGGCAUGGCCGGUGGUGGUGCGGGUGGCAGGGGCAAUCCGCAAGCAUGCCGCGCUUGUGUUUGUCAACUUUGCGCUGACGCUGGCGAUGUUUCCGGGCGUGGCGCUGCUGAUCAAGUCUGAGCACGCCGGACUCAACGCAUGCCCGGUGGCGCCGGCAGAAUGUCCGGCGGGCCAGGGUACGUCUGCGGUUCCGAUCGGAGUCUGGCUCGUCUUUACGUUUAUGGUCGGCGACUUUGUGGGCCGGUCGCUGCCGGGGUGGAUGGAGGCGAGUCUGCCGGACGAGCUGCUGGGCGGAGCGAUCGCGAGCCGGGCUAUAUUUGUGCCGCUGUUUGUUCUCCAGGUAGCGCCGCGGGUCAUUGCGUCCGAUGGGGUGGCGUUUUGCGUCAUGGCCGUGUUUGCGGUGAGCAACGGGUACUGCGGCUCGCUGUGCAUGAUCCGCGGACCGGAGGCGGCGCGGACGAACGCCGACAAGGAGCUGGCCGGCAUGAUCAUGGUGGCGUCGCUGACGUCGGGUCUCACACUGGGGGUGGUGAGCGGACUGGUCAUUGCGCAGUUUAUGUGA
Molecule: messenger RNA, 1296 nt
Organism: Thecamonas trahens ATCC 50062
Lineage: Eukaryota; Apusomonadida; Apusomonadidae
Product: equilibrative nucleoside transporter
Exons: 2
Coding region: 1-1296 (431 amino acids)
Biological process (GO): nucleoside transmembrane transport
Cellular component (GO): plasma membrane
Molecular function (GO): nucleoside transmembrane transporter activity
Source: RefSeq, a predicted model, not a curated record